AUGGAGUCAGAUGUGUACCCUCGCUGCAGUGCUCUAUCCUCCAGCAUGGGUACACCGCUGCUCCCCCCGACCUCUUCCUCCUCCACCUCCUCCUCCUCACACACCUCUCCUGCAGAGAGAAGCUAUCGCAAGACAUAUUGGCCCACAAACUCGAUCAUGCAAGGUGGUUCAUCAGUGAUUUCCAAAGUGACGACCUCUGACCCCCCAGCUCUCACCGAAGUGGCGACCUCUAAACUUGAUCCUGUUCGAUCAGACACAGCAGAGCCCGGCAGCACUGUCCGAAAUAAAAGCUUUCCAGAAAACAGCGGCAUCUUAACACUGGACAUACGAAACCCACUGCCCCUUCACGCUCCUCCUCCUCUCACACCUCCUCUUCUUCCCCCACCUCCUCCUGCUGCAGACAGCCCCUACCUCCCACCUUUGUCACCUCCACCCCUGCCUCCACCUCUGCUAUCAUCCAAACCUUUUUCUACCUCCAGUCCUCCUCCCUCCACACUGCCUCUUGCUGAGAGCCCCCAGCGCCCAACCAACCUCAACCUAAAGACGCUGCCACGGCCCACCGUCAGGGAGAACGGUGGACCUCCGCCGGCGUUGGAUGAAGAAGAGGAGGAGAGGAAGCUGCUGGAGGAUGAUCUGAAGAAGUGCAUUGAUGACUUCAAAAAGAUCCGCUUGCCCAGAGAGUUUCCGGAUCGCAAGAGGCACUGGCAAAGUGACUUGCUCAAGAAGUACAAUGCGUAG
Molecule: messenger RNA, 738 nt
Organism: Cottoperca gobio
Lineage: Eukaryota; Metazoa; Chordata; Actinopteri; Perciformes; Bovichtidae
Product: proline-rich receptor-like protein kinase PERK9
Exons: 2
Coding region: 1-738 (245 amino acids)
Source: RefSeq, a predicted model, not a curated record